AUGGAAACCCAAAAACGGGAAACGCUUGGCUUGACUGGAUUGGCGCCUGUGCGUGUCGAAACACUCGAAAUCCAGAAAAGACGAGCCUUGAGACAUCUUCGCUGCAAAGAGUCCAUGUUGGAGAAGUACGUCUUUCUCGCCCAACUUCGCAGCACCAACAUUCGUCUUUUCUACAAAAUCGUGAUCGAUGAACUGCAAGAAAUUGCUCCCAUUAUCUAUACUCCGACGGUGGGCACGGCGUGUCUCGAAUACAGCAACAUCUACCCAUUCUUGGCAGCACCUGGCGUGCCCGAUGGUCUGUAUUUGACCAAAGGCGAUGUGCCUACCUUAUGCGACAUGAUUCGAAACUACCGUCCAUUUGCGGCGGAGCCUUUCUCUCCUCAAAUUGCGGUCAUUUCCGAUGGUUCCCGUAUCCUUGGUUUGGGUGAUUUGGGUGUCAACGGUAUGGGCAUUCCUAUUGGCAAAUUGCAAUUGUACGUGGCUGGCGCUGGUGUGGAUCCUCGUCGCACGCUUCCCAUUAUCCUCGAUUUAGGAACCAACAAUGAAAAGCUUCGUGAAGAUGAAUUCUAUCUUGGCUUGAGAGAGCCUCGUCCAAGUGACGACCAAUUUUACGCUGCUGUCGACAACGUGAUGAAGGCAUUACAUACUGUUUAUCCUGAUCUCCUUAUUCAGUUCGAAGAUUGGUCAUCUGAACACGCGUUUGGUCUUCUGGAGAGAUAUCAGAAGCAAACUCUCUGUUUCAAUGACGAUAUUCAGGGUACCGGUGCCGUCAUCCUUUCCGGUGUGAUCAACGCCAUCCGCAAGGUCAACAAAGAGUCCAACGUGUCGCCUCGUGAUCAUCGCAUCGUCUUUUACGGUGCUGGCUCGGCUGCCAUUGGUGUAGCCCGUCAAAUCCAGGAUUAUUUCCAAAUUGAACAUCAAAUGCCAGAAGAGGAAGCAAGAAAGCUGUUUUGGAUCUGUGACAGCAAGGGCUUGGUAACAAAGGAUCGUGGUGAUAAACUGGCCCAGCACAAGGUGUACUAUGCCAGAGACGACAAUGACAAGCAAUACAAGGAAUUGAUCGAUAUCGUCAACUACGUUAAGCCUACUGCUUUAAUAGGUCUCUCAUCUAUUCCUGGAGCGUUCAAUCAGCAGGUGCUGGGUCGCGUAGCUGAACUGAAUGAUCAGCCGAUCGUUUUCCCUCUUUCAAACCCAGCCACACAAGCUGAGUGUACAUUCGAGCAAGCCAUGGAAGCGACGAAUAACAAGGUCAUCUUUGCCUCGGGCACGGCUUUCCCUGCUUAUACUAUUGCCAAGACCGGUGAAGUACGUAUCCCAGGUCAAGGCAACAAUAUGUAUGUUUUCCCAGGUCUUGGUCUCGGUGCUAUUCUCGCCAAACCUCGUUACAUCUCCAAUGAAAUGAUUUAUGCGGGAGCUAAAGCACUGGCGGAUUCCUUGACCCCCGAGGAAGAAAACCAAGGAUGGCUUUAUCCUUCACUUGCACGUAUUCGUGAUGUGUCAGCUAUUGUUGCGGCCGCUGUGUAUGCUGAAGCUUGCAAAGAAGGAUUGGCUCAGACAACCCAUGAUCUCGAUAACGAGGCUCUUGUACGAUAUGUCUCUUCUCAAAUGUGGUCACCAAACACCGAAGCAUACGGUACCAAAAUCCCUGUUCAUGAAAUCCAUUCUAGAAUUUAA
Molecule: messenger RNA, 1674 nt
Organism: Radiomyces spectabilis
Lineage: Eukaryota; Fungi; Mucoromycota; Mucoromycetes; Mucorales; Radiomycetaceae
Product: malic enzyme
Exons: 5
Coding region: 1-1674 (557 amino acids)
Biological process (GO): pyruvate metabolic process; malate metabolic process
Cellular component (GO): mitochondrion
Molecular function (GO): malate dehydrogenase (decarboxylating) (NAD+) activity; NAD binding
Source: RefSeq, a predicted model, not a curated record